AUGAGUGCUAAGGCAAUCACGACUUUGGCCGCUGUUGGCUGUGCUGUCUCUAUUGUGGCCGCUUUGACCACCGUUGGAUAUCUUUUCAAUGACAUCAACAACUUCCAUGACGAGACUCGCCGUGAUAUUGAAGAGUUUAGAGGAUAUGCUGAGAGUGCUUGGCGUGAAAUGGUUGUCUCAUCGACUGUGAAGGGAGCUGCUGCUUUCAUCCUUGGUAGAAACAAGCGUUCUGGUGGACAAUGCCAGUGCGGAGCUCAAGCCAGCCCAUGCCCAGCUGGACCACCCGGACCACCUGGACAACCUGGUGCUCCUGGAGAUGAUGGAGCUCCUGGAGACGCUGGACAGGCUGGAGGCAAAGGAAAGGACGCCCAGGCUGAGGCCAAGAGCUCUGAAUGCCAAGUGUGCCCUGCAGGACCAGCUGGACCACCUGGACCUGAUGGACCUGCUGGAGAUGCUGGACCUGAUGGAAACCCUGGAGAGGAUGGACAAUCUGGAGGCCCUGGACCCGCUGGAGCACCCGGACCUGCUGGAGAUGCUGGACCAGAUGGACAACCUGGAAACGAUGGACAGCCUGGACCCGCUGGAGAGCCUGGCAAGAAAUAUACCUCUCAACCUGGACAACCUGGACCCGCUGGACCACCCGGACCAGCUGGACCUGCUGGACCUAAUGGAGACGCUGGACCAGCUGGAGCUCCAGGACCCGCUGGACCUGCUGGAGGACCCGGAAAAGAUGGAGAUGCUGGAGCCGAUGGACAACCUGGAGGCCCAGGCACUGAUGGAACCCCCGGACCCGAUGCCGCUUAUUGUCCAUGCCCACCAAGAACCGGAGCCAUCACUGGAGGAGGCAGCGAACAGCCACCAGCUCCACCAGCUCCAGCUCAAACUCAGGCUCCACCAGCCGCUCAACAAUAUCGUCGCAAAGCCGCUCGUGUCGCC
Mesorhabditis belari is the source of this 936-nucleotide messenger RNA. The record is from the annotation of a GenBank genome assembly. NCBI's taxonomy places the organism in Eukaryota, Metazoa, Nematoda, Chromadorea, Rhabditida, Rhabditidae.